UGCCGGGAGCGGACCCGGACCCAGCGCCCGCUCCGCCGCCAUGGCCGCCGCGCAUCCAGGCCCCGCCGCGCCCGCCGCCCCCGCCCCGCCGCCUCCUCCCGCCGCUCCGGGCAUCCUCAUCGGUGACCGGCUCUACUCCGAGGUGUCGCUGACCAUCGACCACUCGCUGAUCCCCGAGGAGCGCCUCUCGCCUACCCCUUCCAUGCAGGACGGGCUGGACCUGCAGUGCGAGACCGACCUGCGCAUCCUGGGAUGCGAGCUCAUCCAGGCGGCCGGCAUCCUGCUGCGGCUGCCGCAGGUGGCCAUGGCGACGGGGCAGGUGCUGUUCCAUCGGUUCUUCUACUCCAAGUCCUUCGUCAAGCACAGCUUCGAGAUUGUUGCUAUGGCCUGCAUCAAUCUCGCGUCCAAAAUCGAAGAAGCGCCUCGUCGGAUAAGGGACGUGAUCAACGUGUUCCAUCACUUGCGGCAGUUAAGAGCAAAAAGGACUCCAAGCCCACUGAUACUUGAUCAGAACUACAUAAACACCAAAAAUCAAGUAAUCAAAGCAGAAAGGAGGGUACUGAAGGAGUUGGGAUUUUGUGUUCAUGUCAAGCAUCCUCAUAAGAUCAUUGUUAUGUAUUUACAAGUCCUAGAAUGUGAACGUAAUCAAACCCUGGUACAGACAGCCUGGAAUUACAUGAACGACAGCCUCCGGACAAACGUGUUUGUUCGCUUCCAGCCGGAGACCAUCGCGUGUGCGUGCAUUUACCUCGCUGCUAGAGCCCUGCAGAUCCCGCUGCCUACCCGUCCCCACUGGUUCCUGCUCUUUGGCACCACGGAAGAGGAGAUUCAGGAGAUCUGCUUAACAACUCUGAAGCUUUAUACCAGAAAGAAGCCUAAUUAUGAAUUUCUGGAUAAAGAAGUAGAAAAGAGGAAAAUGGCACUACAGGAAGCAAAACUGAAAGCAAAAGGUUUAAAUCCAGAUGGAACUCCAGCACUCUCAACACUGGGUGGCUUUUCUCCUGCAUCCAAACCAUCUUCCCCAAGAGAAGUAAAAGCUGAGGAGAAAUCUCCAGUGUCUGUGAAUACCAAAACCAUUAAGAAAGAGCCAGAAGAGAGGCAGCAAACCUCCAAGAGCCCUUACAACGGGCUGAGGAAGGAGAGCAAGAGGAGCCGCAGCAGCCGCAGCGCCAGCCGCUCCCGCUCCCGGACCAAGUCCCGCUCGCGCUCCCACAGCCCCCGCCGGCACUACAACAACCGGCGGAGCCUGUCGGGCACCUACAGCUCCCGCUCGCGCAGCCGCUCGCGCAGCCACAGCGGGAGCCCCCGGCGGCACCACAACCACGGCUCGCCCCACGCCAAGGCCAAGCACGGCCGCGAGGAGCUCAAGGGCAGCAGCAGGCACGGCCACAAGCGGAAAAAGUCCCGCUCCCGCUCGCAGAGCAAGUCCCGGGAGCACUCGGAGGCGGCCAAGAAGCACCGGCACGAGCGCAGCCACCACCGGGAGCGGCGCGAGCGCUCGCGCUCCUUCGAGCGCUCCCACAAGGGCGGCAAACACCACGGCAGCGGCCGCUCGGGCCACGGCCGGCACCGCCGCUGAGCCUGGCACCGCGGGGCUGGGCCAGCACCGGGCCACCGAGUCCUGGCACUGCGGGGCUGGGCCAGCACCGGGCCACCAAGUCCUGGGACUGCGGGGCUGGGCCAGCACCGGGCCACCAUGUCCUGGGACUGCGGGGCUGGGCCAGCACCGGGCCACCAAGUCCUGGGACUGCGGGGCUGGGCCAGCACCGGGCCACCAAGUCCUGGGACUGCAGGGCUGGGCCAGCUCCGGCGCCAAGCCCACGGACUGCAGGGCACAGCCAGGGCUGCAGCAGCUUCAACCCCAUCUGGUUUCCUAAAAGGUGUAGAAGAAUUUUUUUUCUCGUGGGAAAGAAACUGUUACCAACUUUUGCACAUAAUACCUUAGCAGUAUCCCAGAGGUGGCAAACGAUCAGGUUCACUGUAUGUAUUAGAGUUGUGUAUUGUUUAUUGAGCUGAGAACUGGAGAAAGGAUUUCUGUAAAAAAGCAAGACGUACAUUAUUUUUAUACCAGUCAAUUGCAGACGCUUAUAUUUAAGUAUAGUUAUUUGUUUAAACAUGGUGGAGACUUUCUUACACUGGUUUUAGUCUGCAUGUGUUCAAAGAUUUUUACAAAAAAUAAAAUAUAAAGCUUUUUUUUUUUUUAC
Molecule: messenger RNA, 2204 nt
Organism: Zonotrichia leucophrys gambelii
Lineage: Eukaryota; Metazoa; Chordata; Aves; Passeriformes; Passerellidae
Gene: CCNL1
Product: cyclin L1
Exons: 11
Coding region: 41-1579 (512 amino acids)
Biological process (GO): regulation of transcription by RNA polymerase II
Cellular component (GO): nucleus
Molecular function (GO): cyclin-dependent protein serine/threonine kinase regulator activity
Source: RefSeq, a predicted model, not a curated record